AUGUCUUUGGAAAACCCAAUCGUCUGUGUACUCGGGUGUGGGAACAUGGGAAUAGCCAUAAUCUCUGAAGAAUCAGCCAAGAAAGUAAAAAACGUGUUUGGCGAUAAAGUGACGGUACUUUGUGGCAACAAUCUUGCUGCCGUUCGUCAAGCAAACGUUGUUUUAUUAUGCACAAAGCCGCAAGUGGCAAAACACGUAUUGACCGAAGAUGGUAUCUACGAGGCGUUGCAGGAUAAACUACUGAUCAGCAUCUUGGCUGGUCUUCCGAUAGAUCAGAUCAAGGCGUGGGUCCCCCCAUCGACAAAGAUCAUUCGUGCUAUGCCAAAUACUCCGUGCAUGAUACGUCAGGGUAUGACCGUUUUGAGUUGUCCAUCAAACGUCGACGAGGAUGAGAAGGCGUUUGCGUAUUGGGUGUUUACAACGUUGGGAAGAGCAAAAUUCUUGGAUGAGAAGCAUCUCGAUACAGUUACAGGAUUAUCGGGUAGUGGUCCGGCGUUUGCGUGUGUUGUCUUGGAAGCUUUGGUAGAUGGUGGGGUGAUGAUGGGACUUCCGAGACAAGCUGCCCUAGAGUUGGCCGCUCAAACGCUUAAAGGUACGGCUGAGAUGGUAUUGACGACAGGGAAGCAUCCAGCAGCUAUAAAAGAUGGUGUUACUACACCAGCUGGCUGUACUAUAGCUGGUUUAUUAACUAUGGAAGAUGGUAAAAUUCGAUCAACUUUGGCGCGUGCCGUUGAGGAAGCAGCCAGAGUAGCUUCGACGUUGGGUAAAUCACAAAAAGAAAAAUGA
This is a messenger RNA of Paraglomus occultum, 786 nucleotides long. Lineage: Eukaryota; Fungi; Glomeromycota; Glomeromycetes; Paraglomerales; Paraglomeraceae. The record is from the annotation of a GenBank genome assembly.